AUGUUGCAUGUGACCGUGGAUCGAAUGAAUGACUCCUCUGCCUCCUCGCUCGAAACCGCCUCCUGGUUGAAGCAAGUGUCGGAUCUUCCCACCAUUGAUGAUAGCAGCAAACAUUUCUCAAACGCGUUUCUGCGCGUCAUCUACACGCUGUGGGCACGUGCACCCAACCUCGGCCUGUCGCAUCUCGCAAUUCGCAUCUCAAGAGUCCAACCUUCGCGUUUAGACGGUAGACGAGCAAGUAUCUGGUCUAAGACAAGACUGGCUACAAUGGCGACGACGUUGACCUCGACCUACCAGGAUACACAGUACAUUUCCAGCUCCAUCUCCAGCCUCUCGCGAUCCCGAUCCACCAACUCACUGAUCGUCCGAACAUACAAGGAAGCCACUCAACUAUACCUCACGAAACGAUUCAAAGAAGCUCUUGAGACGCUAGAACCGAUCAUCAGUGCUCCACGACCGGACGAACCGCAGAAUGGGGAGAGCAAUGGAAUCUCGGCCGCUCCCAUCGCGCAGAGCUCGAAGGGCACAAGGACGAAGGUCUGGGUCUUCUACUUGAGUCUGCUGCAUGCGAUCGUCGAGCUAGGCGCGGAGGAAGGAAAGCUGAUCUUCGGGUCAGCACGGUGGCGGCAGCUAGCAGCCAGGGCGCGAGAGGGCUCGGUGUGGGAGGAGAUUGUCAAGGCUGGCUAUGCGGGAGAAGAGGGAGAGGUGGAUGCGGAUGUCGUGGUGAACCUGGCUACACUACUGCUAGGACAUAUGAGCCAUCAGAAACUCACUCAGCAGAAACUCGAGGCAUGGUUGACGACGACGAGCGAUAUGGGAGGCCAGCAUGUUUCGUUCGCAGACGGCACGAUGAGUCCUGCUCCGAACGGCAAUGCUGGACCUAAAGCCCUGGCUACUCGCUUAAAAAUACUGGAGCUGUACGCGCUACAUGUGCUACCUGCGAAUGGAGAGUGGGAGUAUGCGCAGCAGUUCAUCGAGUUGAACGACUCGCUAGAUGAGGAGAGGAAGGAAGCAUUCUCACAUGCUCUGCAGGAGUUGCGGGAGGAGAAGGAUGGAACGGCGCAGAGAGAGCGCGAGCUGAACGAGCAGAGAGAGCGAGAGAUGGAAGAACGGAGACUGGAGGAAGAACGACAAAGAGUCGAGCAGGAGAGGGAGGCCGAGGAGAAACGGAAGCAGGUGGAGCAAGAGCGAGUUGCUAAGCCGAUGAAAGAUAGCGGGAAUGCGAAGCCGACUGCCAAUAGCUCAGCCGGCUCUGCUAAGCCUCCAGCAAACGGCACGACCAAACCAGCCCCAUCACCCACCAGCCGCAUCCCACCCGCAAGAAAUCCCCGCAAACCACCACCACCUCCACCAACAACCCUCUACCGCCGCGCCACCUCCGCACUCGGCGACUUCCAGCAGAUGGUGCUACAAGCCAGCCGCAACAUGACAGGCGGUGGCCGAUUCUCCUUCGCAGCUUUCCGAUUCCUGAUGUUUUUGGUCGCUUUCUUGGUCGUGGUGGCGAGACGGGACGUAAGGGUGAGAUUGAGGAGGUUGAUGGGGAAUGGGUGGGGAAAGGUGAGGAAGACGGUGGGGAUGGGGGUUAAGCUCUGGCAAUGGCAACCCAAUCUUUGCCGUGUCGAGGCGUCCGCAACAGAAGAGGAUGGAACGUUGUCGCGCGGCUUGUCAGAGGCUAAGAAGCAGAGCUUCCAUUCCUCGCGCACCUCCGGAUACUCGUGA
Molecule: messenger RNA, 1719 nt
Organism: Recurvomyces mirabilis
Lineage: Eukaryota; Fungi; Ascomycota; Dothideomycetes; Mycosphaerellales; Teratosphaeriaceae
Exons: 2
Coding region: 1-1719 (572 amino acids)
Source: RefSeq, a predicted model, not a curated record